AUGGAGCGAAAAUUCGUCAGAACAACAAUAACGCGCAUGGAGAAAUUCAAAGGUCGAGCUCUGUUCAUUUGUGGAUUCAUUGAUCAACGCUGGCACAACAGUUCACUGCUGGCAAUCGCAGCUGAACUGUUCCCACAGUGCUACGUGAGCUGUAACGAAGGUCAAGGGACCAAAAAAGGAACAAUGAAUGCACUACAACUCAUCGAAAGCGCACACGCCAUGCUAUUCUACGUGAACGAGUUCACGCUCAAAGACGCUCAGUGUCUACUGGUGCUACAGCAUGCCUCCUACAAAGAUACACCGACGAUACUGCUCCGCCCGCCACGCACCAAACUGAUUAUCGAGAAUACACCCAGUACCGACCAAAUACAACGGUACACUGAUAACACUUACAUCAUAAGUUUCAAUGAAGUCAUUUACCUCGAUUGA
Molecule: messenger RNA, 429 nt
Organism: Gongylonema pulchrum
Lineage: Eukaryota; Metazoa; Nematoda; Chromadorea; Rhabditida; Gongylonematidae
Source: the annotation of a GenBank genome assembly